Tuber melanosporum (Perigord truffle) is the source of this 245-nucleotide messenger RNA. RefSeq lists its product as uncharacterized. Bases 1 to 135 code for a protein of 44 amino acids. The record is from RefSeq and is a predicted model, not a curated record. The transcript has a single exon. Lineage: Eukaryota; Fungi; Ascomycota; Pezizomycetes; Pezizales; Tuberaceae.
AUGUUGAUGGGAUGGUGGACGAAUUGGGGACUGAUAGGAGGUGCUACUUGCGCCAAAUGGAGAGUGCUUGGGAUCGGCGUAAUGAUGGGGUGGGUCAAGCAGUCUCCCAGAGGGAGCCAGGAAGGGUGGCAGUGAAAUUUGGAUUUCAUACACGAGGACAGGCCGGAUCUGGCUGCGCAAGAGAUUCGGGGUAUGGCCGGGGAGGUGUUGGGGCAGCCCCGGUGGUAAAACCAGUUAAACACAAC